AUGGCAGAGAUAGCAGCUGGAGCCCUUGUCGCUGAACAGGUUGUUUCCACAACUCUCGAAGGCGGAGCCAUUGCUGGUUAUGCAGUCGCCAAACCAACUGUUCCCUUGAAAGCUACCUUCUCGCAGAUUGCUACUGCAGACAAGGAUGACACUACUCUAGCGCUUGCACGCUCACACCACACCGUCAGCAUCGCCAACGACAAGGCAUGCAUCUUCGGAGGCCAAUCGACAAAUGGAACCCUGGCAUCCAACGACAUCCACACCGUAACACUUCCUAUGAAGAGCACUAGCUCAACAGAUGUUGCGUAUGCCUGUUACCCAGCCAUUCCUCGUGAUGAAGAUGCUGCUGUACCGGCUCCACGGACCAGACACGCUGCCUGCGUCCAGGGCCACGACCUGGCUGUCUUUGGAGGCUGUGACCAACAUCACUCACUUGUAGACCAAGACUCUUCCUUGUGGAUCUGGAACACUGAGUCUUUCAAAUGGCAUCAGAUUGUUGCAGACAGCCCCAAGCCCUUACCUAGAUACGAUCACAAACUGUUCCGUUACGGCGGCCACCUUUUACUUCAUGGUGGACGAUCAUCUGCAAAAACCCAGUUGAACGAUACCUGGUUCUUCGACAUGGUCUCCCACACAUGGAUCCGCUUGCCUGAUUCCCCAGAAUCUUCCGAGAGUGUAGCCUUUGCUGAUGGUACACUGUAUCUCAUCACCAAUUCACCAGCUGAGGGCGCUACUCAUGUAUACAGACUCGAGAUUGGUGACAGUGUACCCAAUCCAGGAUCGCCUCACGGACUAGAAUGGCAGAGGAUCACAAACCCGUCAGAGGUGCCAUCUCCUGGACCCGGGGCUCGAAGUGGUGGUGCGCUCGUGCCCAUAACCACUGGCUAUGGUCGUCUAUAUCUGGUAUACUUCUUCGGCAGCAAGGAGUCUCAUGCUAAUGCCGAAGACCUCGAGAAAUCAAUCGAGUCACGCGAAACACCCCGACCGAUCGAGUCUGAUCUAUGGACUUAUCAGCUGCCUUCCAAAUCAACCCGACCCACUACAUGGACAGACUUCAAGCCAGCAGCCAUCAAAGACACGAUUCGGGACAAGUUGGGCUACAAGAGUGGUGGCUACGAGUGGGCCGAAGUUGAAGUUCAAGCCACAGAACAGAUUGGUCACGAGGGAAAAGUUCAUCCAGGGCCUCGCGCAUUCUUCAGUUCAGAUGUCGCGAGCGAUGGACGAAGUGUCAUAAUGUGGGGAGGUGAGAAUGCCAGAGGCGAGAAGGAAGCAGAUGGCUGGCUCAUCCGCUUCGAAUAA
Aureobasidium namibiae CBS 147.97 is the source of this 1299-nucleotide messenger RNA. RefSeq names its product galactose oxidase. Gene Ontology annotation, molecular function: protein binding. The record is from RefSeq and is a predicted model, not a curated record. Lineage: Eukaryota; Fungi; Ascomycota; Dothideomycetes; Dothideales; Saccotheciaceae. Bases 1 to 1299 code for a protein of 432 amino acids. The transcript has 3 exons.